Knipowitschia caucasica is the source of this 390-nucleotide messenger RNA. Lineage: Eukaryota; Metazoa; Chordata; Actinopteri; Gobiiformes; Gobiidae. The record is from the annotation of a GenBank genome assembly.
AUGCAUGUGCUGGUGUGGCUGUCGUACCAGUCAGCAAGAGUCCUGGCCACAGUCCUGGGUGUGCUUUUGGAGUGCGCAGCCUUGUCAGGGCGGGGCAGGGCGCACAGGAGGCUGAGAGGGAGAGUGGUGUGGAGCGUGUACGGACACGGUGCGAGAGGAGUCAGCUGGUGGAAAAGUGCAGGCAAAGUGCGCGGUGACAGUGAAUGUGGAGGCUCUCGGAGGGGACACCUUGAGGACAGCGGAAGAACGAGUUUUGGACCAGGAGAUCCAGAGGAACGCCUUCAGCUGCGGCCACAACUGGACCUGUGUCUUGUGCCUUUUAUUCCCCGCUCCUAUACCGAGUCUCCCCCCGCAAUUACUUCCUGCAUCACUCUAACUACCAGACGAUGA